This is a messenger RNA of Amborella trichopoda, 1582 nucleotides long. Its product is annotated as FMN binding protein. The record is from RefSeq and is a predicted model, not a curated record. Lineage: Eukaryota; Viridiplantae; Streptophyta; Magnoliopsida; Amborellales; Amborellaceae.
AAACAUCUCUUCUCCGUGCCAUAACGGUGGCCAUAAUUGCUGCCAUCAAAAUUUAGAGAGAGAAACAAAGAAAGGGGGCAUAUGCGGAAUAGAAAGGGAGAGACUCCCGACGUUUUAGAGAGAGAGAGGACGCAGCUGCUGUUGACAGUUUAGGGGAGCAAGCGUAGAGUGAUGAAAACUUUUGCUUUGCCAACUUCUAUCUACCCCCGAAUUAAUGGCGCUCUCUUUCUUUCUAGGCACCAAAAAGGACAACAAUUCCUUCUUUCUCGCUCUGCACGCUUCCUUUCUCCCUCUCCUACUUUACUUUGCCGAGUAUCUGCUUCAGAGAGGCCCACGCUUGCUGCUUAUCUCUUUUCUCCAAUGGCCAUGGCACCUCAGGCUGUGAUAUCUGAUGAAGUGAAUGAGGACGGUAACUUCUCUCACCUUAUUAAGGCUCAUCAGGAGUCAGCUACUCGACUCCCACCACUUGAAGAAGUUCGUACACUAUUUGAUCGCAGCACCCGAGAAGCAUGUGGGCUAUCCAUCUGGAUCAAUGGUUGAUUUUGCUUGUGAUAGUGAUGGCGCUCCAAUAUUAGCAAUCAGCAGCUUGGCAGUCCAUACAAAGGACUUGUUAGCCAAUCCAAAGUGCUCAUUACUUGUUGCAAAGGACCCUGAAGAUAGGACUGAUUUAGUAAUUACAUUGCAUGGCGAUGCUAUUUCUGUUUCUGAAGAUAAAAGAGAGCUUGUUCGUGCUGCAUAUUUGAAAACGCAUCCUGGAGCCUUCUGGGUUGACUUUGGGGACUUCCAAUUUAUUCGAAUUGAACCAAAAGUUGUACGCUAUGUUUCUGGGGUUGCAACAGCUUUAUUAGGGUCAGGAGAAUUUAGUGGAGAGCAAUUCAAAUCAGCAACUGUUGACCCAAUAUCUCAGUUUGCGGCACCUGUUACUUCCCACAUGAAUAGGGACCACUCAGAAGAUACCAAAGCAAUUGUACAGUACUCGACAUCAGUCUCCGUAGAUUUUGCUCAGAUGCUGGAUUUGGAUAGUUUUGGCUUCAAUGUAAAGGCUGGUUAUCAAGGGAAGACAUUUAAACUUCGCAUACCAUUUCCUAGACGUGCAGAGGAUAGGAAGGAUGUGAAGACUCUGAUAGUAGAAAUGCUUCAGGCGGCUAAAAGCAAAACUCAAGUAGUGUAACAUCUGAGCAGUAAAUGAGGUGGCCAUUUUCCUCUGAGAGUAUAAUGGAAUAUCUAUUCUUGUUUGCUGAUCUUCAUUUAUUUCUCUCUGAAAAUCAGCACACAGGUGUCAUGAGUGUCAUCCUUGAACACGUUGGGCUUCGUGGCUGGAGGACUACGAUGAUAUCAGUUAUAUUGGGUAUACUCAAAUCUGUCUUUGAUUUUCUCGUUUGCUUUUUUGAUGGGUGAAAGUUUUGGGACGCUUUGUUUGCUGUCUGAUCUGCAUUCAGCAUGAUGGAACUGUAACGUGUAAAUAAUAGAACGUGCUCUGGUUUUUCCUUCCAGAAGGCAAAAAGUAAUGGUUUAAUAUUUUGUUGGAAUAUCUCGCUACACCAGUUGAUUUCCGAUAAAUAGUGGCAUAAUUUUGAGAGUA